Penaeus vannamei (Pacific white shrimp) is the source of this 3239-nucleotide messenger RNA. The record is from RefSeq and is a predicted model, not a curated record. Lineage: Eukaryota; Metazoa; Arthropoda; Malacostraca; Decapoda; Penaeidae.
AUGUGCCCUCACCGAUCCCUUCCUGGACCCGAGGGAGAUCUACCUGAGGGAAUUGUUUCAUGCCAAUAGGUUUCUGCACAUACCUUGCGGAAGGCACUUGGGAUUUACCGAAGAAACAUGGACAUGUCGACAUUAAUAGAUCGUGGAAUGUGGAAGUUGCAAGAGGAAGUGGAAGCUGCCCUUAGGGACCAGGUGGAGUCAAGAUUGACAUCUGACCUCACUGAAGAGGAGGUGACACAGAUUACCAUAGAGGCUUGGGCAACUUUCUACUCGCAUACACUUCAGUACCAUCAGGUUGGCCACAAGCCAGUUGGUGUGAUUGGUGUAGGGGCAGACCACUUGGUUGGAAUUGUCAGAAAGCAGGUGGUAUCAUGGGUGCGGCCAAUGGAUGCCCUAGAGGUGGUUGCUUUGGCCCCAGUGGAAAGUUUGAAUGUGGCAAGUCUGGAUGGAGUGCUGAGUGAAGACACUGUGGUGAGCACUGCUGUUGUGGCUCUAGCAAAGCCUUUGCACCUGGUAAGACAGAUGGUACCCUCUGAGGUAGCAGCUGCAUUUACUCUGGACUUGUACCACCUUCAACCUCCUGAUCAAGUUGGCAAUUCCAUUACUACAUCACUUCUUGCAGAUAAUGCUACCCUGGCCACCAGCUUAGCUCAACAGCUAGCAAGUGUUUCAGGUUUAGUACCAGGAUUAUGGGCAUAUUUGCAUGCUUUACAGUUAGACAUGGGAAUGCCUGAUGCCCUAACACUAGAAAAUGGAAGUCUAUGUGUGCCCGAGACACUGUCUGGUGUUCUUUGUGGACAUGCAGGAGCUGCUAUAGUUAGUGCUGUUGUGGCUCAGAUUGCAAAAGGAAGGCUAGAACUUUGCAGGGACUUGCUGUUGCUCCAACAGGUGGCACUUCAACUAGGCCACCAGUGCCGUCUGACACCAGAAGCCUCAGCUCAGUUACGGUCAACAUUGCUCCCAAAGACUACACUUCUCACUCAGGCAUACUUUGCAUUGUUGCAUGUAUCAACCACAGCAGCGAUUCAUCCCAGCCAAGGAACUGUGGAAGUAGCCAAGCGACAGUUAGCGGCUCUCUCCCUGAACGACGGUCCCAGUGGUAUCCAAAUGCCACCGAAUCCUGGCCGUCCAGCCACUGUCCUUGAACUGUACUUCCUUGGCAGUGGAGGGGACCAAGCACGUUCCCUCAUAGCUCCUUCUGUUGGAGGGGCUUCAGAAGGUGCCAGUAGUAAUGUUGAUGGUGGCUGGGCACAGCUCUUGAUGCCAUUGUCAACCACAUUAGCUCAGCUGGCAUGGCCCAUAAGUCGUUGCCUCAUGUUGGUUGAAUGGCUGGUAUGGGGUGGGCAACAUGGAGCUGUUCAAGAGUAUGUCAGGCUUCUCCAGCCAUGGUGUGAAUGGAACAGCUGUUCAAGGAAGUUUCUGUUGGGUGUUGCACUACUAAACCAAGGAGAGGCUACAAAAGCUGCACAGUUGCUUGUGGCAGCCAUGGAAGGGGUUGUAACAGAAGAUUACUUAGGUGUGAAAGUAGCAGGUGGAGCAGUUGACACCCCUGCAGACCAGCUACGAGUCAUGUACUGCUUGCGUGUGAUUCGUUUGCUGGAGCAGAGUGGACAGCCUGCACUUGCUCUCCAAGUGGCCCAAGAGGGUGUUGCUAUGGCCUCCUGUGAUCAUCCAUCCAUGUCUGCACUUUAUUCUGUCAUUUUUAAGCAUCACCUCGAGUUACAGCACCACGAUGAAGCAUUUACAGCCCUGUUAGCCUGCCCUGAUCAACAUCGCAGAAGAAACUGUCUGCGUCAGCUCAUUGUUUCACUUCAUGAACGCAAAUGCCUAACCACCUUAGUCAACUACCAGUAUGGCAGUCUUGAGGCAGAUGUUAUUAACAUCCUGGAGAGUCGGGCUCGAUCAGCUGACAUACUUGUUAACAAUUAUUAUGAUCUCCUGUAUGCCUUCCACAUCUCCAAGCACAACUACAAAAAAGCUGCGAGUGUCAUGUAUGAAUGUGCUCUGCGGCUGAAUAUUGAGGGAGUUGGGGAGAAGGGACUCCAACAGCAGGCAAAGUGUUAUCUUGCUUGCCUCAACUGCCUCCGUCAUAUUCCACCUCAGCAAGCAUGGAUUAUCAAACCGCUACCAAAGUCAGGAGAGGACGAAGGUGAUCAAGAAAUGGCCCACCGAAAGUCGAAUUCUAUUAGUCCCAAGCGAAGCAGCGAUGGAGAGUCAGUAGCACCCCCACUCAGUCGCCGUCGCCCACAAGUCAAGGUUUUAGAGUUGCCACACAUUGAGAGAGAGUAUGAGUUAGUGCAUGCCAGGCUCAAGAUUGUCAAGACACAGCCUGAUGCCACAGCAUCAGGUGGCCCACUUAGUUCAGCAGACACCAUUAGUUUGCUAACCCAUGGCAGGCUUUUCACUGAGGCAGUACGACUUGCAAGACUUUUUGAACAACCCAUUGCUCCUAUCCUUCAAGGAUUAGCCCACACAUGCAUACAUCCUCAGAAUACUCUUAGUAAAGCCAACACACAAGAUGAGAAUGGAAUUUUAAGGGAAAGUGAAGAAGCACAGAUGUGGUGGAACCUUCUCAGGGAGUUGGUGGAAGGAGAGGAACAGUCAAAUCAAACGGUUCUUCACCAUGCUGUGACAUCUGUGCUCCUCCAACACUCAACCACUUUGCCCACUUGGCUAGUCAACUCUUACAUGGUACGAAAUUGUGGCGAGCUUCUAAGGUUGUACGUUGGCCACGGCCUCUUAGAAGAAGCAGUAAAACUUGCUUGCCAGUACAUUGACGGUGUUUUAGGUCAUGGAACAGAACAGGUUGGUUUGCCAAAUGCUUUGCAUGCAGGUGCUGCUCCAGUGUGGCUUCCAUAUACAGCCCUUGAUAAACUGCUGUUAGAACUGCGGGAAGUGCAGCAGGACAUACACUUUGCAAAGUUGUCAGCAGAGUUGAAUGAUCGCCUAAAGAAGUACAACCAGGAGCUUGAGAGUGUUUCACAGAAUCGCAUUAUCUUGCUUCAGGGAUAAUUGAGAUUAACAGCAAGAGUGAUUUUUGUAAUAGGAUUAUUUCAACCAAAGUUGUAAUAGAAGGGCUUCUUUAUGUGGAUGAAGCAAAUAAAUAUUUCCCUUAAUUUCUGAAGAUUGUAUGGAAUCAGAGUUGCACUUACAAUGUGUCAGUGUGAUAAUAUAAUUUUUUUAGGAUUACGAAGCAAAUCAUUUGACUUUUGUUAUUUUUUAAUAAAGAUGCUUAUAUA